ACUGAUGGAGUUCCUCUAAUCCUUGUGUUUCUUCUCCCCAACCUCUCUAAAACACUUCUCUGAGGGAGAAACAGCUAUAUCUUGGGAGCUAAUAUAGCUUUAAGGAAAAAUUUGGCAGAUGCGGAUGUCCUAACAUCUGGCCAGUUUUAACAGAAUCCCGGAGGCCCAGACAGACCACGAGUCACUCGUUCUAGGAGUGUGAAAGUAGAAGGUUUUUCGACUGAUGAAAGAAGCAGAGAGGAAGGAGAAAGAACCAGGAGAGAAAAAGAGAGCAGAAAAUCCUAUAAAACAGAUUCCACAUUUCUGCUUCCUCUCACUUUUGGAAGCUAACUGAUGGCCGAUUUAUGAAAUUUAUUUUCCUUUGCCCUGGUACUUCUGGCCACCUACUCCUAUUCUUACCUCCCUAAUAAUCUCUACUCCUUAAAAGGAUGGCUGGUCAAAUAACUCAAAGAGGAGCUCUCUCUCUGCUGCUCUUCCUUGCUCCAGCAGUGACACCAACAUGGUAUACAGGUUCAGGCUACAACCCAGAUGAAAGCUACAAUGAAGUAUAUGCUGAAGAGGCCCCACAGGUCCCUGCCCUAAACUACCGAGCCCCCCGAUGGUGUUAUACAUUAAACAUUCAAGAUGGAGAAGCCACAUGCUACUCACCAAGGGGAGGAAAUUAUCACAGUACCCUGGGCACUCGUUGUGAUCUCUCCUGUGACCGGGGCUUUCGACUGAUAGGACGAAGGUCGGUGCAAUGCCUGCCAAGCCGCCGCUGGUCUGGAACUGCCUACUGCAGGCAGAUGAGAUGCCACACAUUGCCAUUCAUUACGAGUGGCACCUACACCUGCACAAAUGGGGUGCUUCUUGACUCCUGCUGUGACUACAGCUGUUCCAGUGGCUACCACCUGGAAGGUGACCGCAGCAGAAUCUGCAUGGAAGAUGGGCAAUGGAGUGGAGGCGAGCCUGUAUGUGUAGACAUAGAUCCCCCCAAGAUCCGUUGUCCCCACUCACGUGAGAAGAUGGCAGAGCCAGAGAAACUGACUGCUCGAGUAUUCUGGAACCCACCUUUGGUGAAAGAUUCUGCUGAUGGUACCAUCACCAGGGUGACACUUCGGGGCCCUGAGCCUGGCUCUCACUUUCCCGAAGGAGAGCAUGUGAUUCGUUAUACUGCCUAUGACCGAGCCUACAACCGCGCUAGCUGCAAGUUCAUUGUGAAAGUACAAGUGAGACGGUGCCCAACUCUGAAACCACCACAGCAUGGCUACCUCACCUGCACCUCAGGGGGAAACAACUACGGUGCCACCUGUGAAUACCACUGUGAUGGAGGUUAUGAGAGGCAAGGGACCCCCUCCCGUGUCUGCCAGUCUAGCCGCCAGUGGUCAGGAUCACCACCCAUUUGUACUUCUAUGAAGAUUAAUGUCAAUGUCAACUCGGCUGCAGGUCUUCUCGAUCAGUUCUAUGAGAAACAACGCCUCCUCAUCAUUUCGGCUCCUGAUCCCUCCAAUCAAUAUUACAAAAUGCAGGUCUCUAUGCUGCAGCAAUUUACCUGUGGACUGGACCUGCGACAUGUGACCAUCAUUGAGCUGGUGGGGCAGCCACCUCAGGAAGUGGGGCGCAUCAAGGAACAACAGCUGUCAGCCAGUAUCAUCGAGGAGCUCAGGCACUUCCAGCACCUUACUCGCUCCUACUUCAACAUGGUGUUGAUUGACAAGCAAGGGAUUGACCGGGAACGCUACAUGGAACCUGUCACCCCAGAGGAAAUCUUCACAUUCAUUGAUGACUACCUACUGAGCAAUCAGGAGCUGACUCAGCGCUGGCAACAAAGGGACAUGUGCGAGUGAACUUGAGUCAGGGCAUGGUUAACAUCAAGUGAAAAGCUCCCCUAGUUGGGUGAAACUGGGGCCUGAUAAAAGGAGGAAAUGGUUUCCCACAAUUCUAGGGACAGCACUCUGAGGUGGGUGAGGUCACCAAACCUGAAACAUUUCUAAGCACUUUUUUAGGGCUCUGUAAUAGUUUCUAUAAGUAAGCCUUUGCUUUAGAUAGCACUGGAGGACCAUAAGAAGCUAGGUAGGGACUGAGGAGAGGCCCCGGGCAGUGGGUUGGGGUAGAAGGUCUUUCUUUCCUAUCCUGGGCCUCUCCGAGCCCUUCAGAGUCUUCCAGAUAAGUAAAUCCUAA
This is a messenger RNA of Phyllostomus hastatus (greater spear-nosed bat), 2160 nucleotides long. RefSeq names its product sushi repeat containing protein X-linked 2 (gene SRPX2). NCBI's taxonomy places the organism in Eukaryota, Metazoa, Chordata, Mammalia, Chiroptera, Phyllostomidae. The record is from RefSeq and is a predicted model, not a curated record. The transcript has 11 exons. The coding region runs from base 429 to 1826 and encodes 465 amino acids.